Chiloscyllium plagiosum (whitespotted bambooshark) is the source of this 1284-nucleotide messenger RNA. The record is from RefSeq and is a predicted model, not a curated record. Lineage: Eukaryota; Metazoa; Chordata; Chondrichthyes; Orectolobiformes; Hemiscylliidae.
AUGCGAAACCAGGACAUAACCUCUUCGAAGUGCCAUAUUCUGACAUCAAAGAAGUUCCUGAUUUUGGUGGCAGUGGGUCUAAUUGGUGCAGUGUUAGUUACAAUUGCCAUCUCUGUGGGUGUUACACACAGUUGCAUUGGAAAGUUCCAGUGUCAUACAUCCUCGUCUUGUAUAUGGCACAAAGCUCGAUGUGAUGGUACUAAAGAUUGCCCUUCUGGAGAAGAUGAGCUGGGAUGUGUGCGGGUCAGUGGGAAGAGUUCAGUGGUGCAAAUAUACUCUGGUGGUACCUGGAGAACCGUGUGCUGGGAUGGAUGGAAUGCUGUGCACGGAACAGCAGCUUGUAAGCAACUCGGAUACAGCAGUUACAUCAACUCCACGGAACUUCCCAUCGCUUCCAUUGAGGAGCAACUGAAGCACAACUUUGUGGAAGUAAAUUUUAGUCAGCACAGAACCAACGGUUCCAGGAUACAAAUGGUGGUCCCACUGAGCACUGAGUGUAGUUCAGGCAAGGUGACCUCGCUAAAAUGUUUAGAGUGUGGCUCCAGGCCUCAAUACACAUCUCGGAUAGUUGGUGGGAAUGUCUCAGUGGUUGGUCAUUGGCCAUGGCAGGCAAGCCUUCACUUUGACGGACAGCAUCUAUGUGGGGGAUCCAUCAUUGCUUCCCAAUGGAUAGCGACGGCUGCACAUUGUGUCGUUGAGUUUAUAUUUCUCACCUCAUGGAAGGUCUAUGUUGGAAUUGUAGAACAGCCACUGACUGAUAGCUCAUCCUACAUUGUGGAGAAGAUCAUACAUCACAAGAAAUAUAAAGGAAGGACUUAUGAUUAUGACAUAGCACUCAUCAAACUGGCGAGGCCAUUGAUGUUUAAUGAUUGGAUUCAGCCUAUCUGCCUUCCCAAUUCAGGACAAGAGUUUGCAGAAGGUACGGCCUGCUGGAUUUCAGGAUGGGGCCUGACUGCUGAAGGAGCAGAUGAAAUUUCGGUCAGUCUAAUGGAGGCCCAGGUUCCCCUAAUAUCCAAUCACGUGUGCAGCCGCCCAGAAAUAUACUACAAGAGGAUAAGUUCCAGAAUGAUUUGUGCUGGCUAUCUUCAGGGAGGGGUCGAUUCCUGCCAGGGAGACAGCGGAGGUCCGCUCGCCUGCAAGGAGAACAGCGUUUGGAAGUUAGUCGGAAUUACAAGCUGGGGAGCGGGCUGCGCAAAUCAGAACAAACCUGGAGUCUAUGCUCGGGUCACCGAAUACCUAGACUGGAUCCACAAACAAAUGGAGAGGGAAGAGUCAAAUGGCUGA